AUGGAUCAGAUGUUCAACAUCAUCAAGUUCAUUCAUAAGCAGCAAGCCAUGGACGAAGAAUUCUCCGUCGAUCCCUCUCAGCUUCUCGAAGCUGCUUCAGACUUAAGUACUUACAUUUAUAUUAUGUUUCAGGCUUUCGUUUUAGUUGGUCUUGUGGCAGAUUCUCAAAAAGUGAGGCGCCUAGCCUGUAUUGCUAUAUCAAGUCUACUGGAGAAUACAGAUAAGACGAUUGCCGUGCAGUUAGUUCUUCAGCACGAUGUUUAUCCCCUUUUGCUUAGUUGCUGCAUCGAUGGUGACGAACAAGUGGCUGCUGCAUCGUCGGAGGCAAUAAGAAAUUUGGCUGGAUAUGAGGAAGGCCUGGGGAUUGUCUUACCAGCAAGCACUUCUGAAGCUACUCACUUGGGAAACAUAGCAGAAAAAUGCUCAUCACUGGGAAGAGUGCGAGUUCUAGCCUUGAUAGUGAGGCUCUUCUCCGCUUCGAGAUCAGUGGCAUCAGAAGUCUCGAGAUCAGGUAUCCUGAGUCUAUUGGAGGCAGAAGUCAGAAAUACAAAUGAUACUCUAGUUACUUUGAGCGUGUUGGAACUUAUAUACGAGUUGGCGGAAGUCGAACACAGUGCGGAGUUUGUGUCGAAAACCAGCCUUCUUCAGCUGCUUAGUUCCGUAAUCAGCAACGACGCUGCAGAUUCCAUUUUAAGAUCGAGGGCAAUGAUGAUAGCCGGAAGGUUUCUCUCCAAGGAAAAUGCAUUUGCAUUCAUUGAUGAAUCGAGUUUUAGAAGUGUUCUUUCAGCUAUUGAUAGGAGGUUUGACUUCCUGGAAAGUCAAGCGGCAGAUGAGUGCGAAUGUGCACUCGAAGCGUUGGGUCAAAUUGGAUCAUCAUUCCAAGGAGCAACCAUAGUUCUGACAACUGCACCUCCUACCGCUAGGCAUAUCGUCAAAGCUGCUUUUGACCGACAACAGCAUGGCAAACAGCUGGCUGCCUUGCAUUCUCUUGGAAACAUUGCCGGUGAAAAUCGAACCGGAAAUACCGUGUUGCUAAACAGUACCGCAGAAGAUACCCUCAGAAGCCUAAUUUACGACGAAGCAUCCAAAACAUCGAAGCUGACCCCAUCAGGUCUCCUCCUAUCGGUUCUUCAGCAGGAUUCCGAAAUCCGUAUUGCGGGAUAUCGAGUGAUUAGUGGAUUAGUGGCUCGACCAUGGUGUCUGACGGAGAUAAUCUCGAAACCCGAGAUAAUCGCUCUAGUGACCAACACACACAGAGAAACCCAUAAGAUAGGAAUGGAAAAUAGACACAGGUGCUGCGAAGCAAUCUACAAGGUCUUCGCAUUGUCUAGUAAACUUAUGGGAGAUCCCGCCUUUGCUGACAUGGCUUCAAAGCUAGAGGAAGCAAUUAGAAGGGGGCCUUACGGUGCGAGAAAGCACGCGGAAGCUCAACCUAUGGUUGUUACGGCUGAUAGGUUUUGAUCGAGGAGUAAGCCAUAUUCGGGACUACUUAACCUAGUUCGUAAUGUACGAAAAAAUACUCGAAUUUUGAGUCUUGAAUAGGUGAAGACUGUAAAUGCCUCUUAACUUAUCGAGAGUAUAAGCAUUUUCGUGUGAAAUGCUUUGUGCAAGUGGCUUCUUGAUUUCGUACUUUUUGGUCGAAUUGCAUAACUGACGAGUGGGUGCACGAACUUUCUUAUUAUAUAUAUAAUAUAUAAUUUCGUGAGGAAAAUAAAUAUAUAAUUAUUUUUGUUUC
Messenger RNA from Erythranthe guttata (spotted monkey flower), 1735 nucleotides. Lineage: Eukaryota; Viridiplantae; Streptophyta; Magnoliopsida; Lamiales; Phrymaceae. The record is from RefSeq and is a predicted model, not a curated record.